AUGCUUGGCCUGCACCGGGGGCCCAGGAGCCUGGACGGGAGGCACCGGGGCGUCGCCGCUCGGUGGCACGACGGAGCGGCACCACGUCACAUGGUGGCUUCAGCGCGGCCGCCGGGGCGCCGCCCCCGACGGGGCACCCGGACAGGCCCGCCGCCCUGCGCGCCGCCCAGCGGCGGGGGCGCCCGGCUGCAGGGGGAGGGGGCGCGGCCGCACCCGGGGCAUGGACGGCCCCCGGGGUCCCCGCCCGCGCCCCCCUCGCUGCCGCCUUGGCCGGAUCACCAGGCGGCGCCUCCGCGGCUCCCGAGGCGGGUGUGCGCCAUGGUCCCCGCGCAGAGGGGUGCUGGGGCAGUGUUCCCGGAGCCCGGUCCUAGGGAAGACGGCAGCGCGGCCCCUCGCUCACCGCGGGUCCGCCGGCCGGAGGGCGGCCGGGUCGUGCUGAUGGAGGCGGCGGGGGUCCCCGUGAGCCAGCUCCCCGCUCCCCACGAGGUGGCCGCAGCCGUGCGUGUCGCCGCGCCUCAAGUCUGCCUCUGGAUGCCCCCGGACGCGGCACGACCUCGCACACACACACCGCGCGCUCACGCUCUCGCCGUGCGGUAUUUCCCGGCCCCGGACCCCGCCUCUGGGAGGGGCCCGGCAGCCGAGCCCCGGCGGCAGGGAGUGGGGGCGCGGGGAACGCCUGGGUCCCGGCCCCCGGGUAGGAACCGCGCGCCCACUCCCCAGCCCCUCUCCGCGCGCGGGCUCGGCCCCCGGCACUGCCACCCCGCGGCCCGCGGGGGGUCCCGGCGGCUCCCCGCGCGCGGCGGGCGGGGCGGGGUAGGGGGGGCGGGGGGCCGCGGGCUCCGGGCGGAGAGGCGGCUCGGCUCCGCGCCGGGGAAAGUUUGGACGUGGGAAACUCCCUCCCGCCCGCCCCGCCGAGAGGAGGGGGCGCGCGGGGGCCAGGCGCGGGCACCCGGGCUCCCCCUGCGGCGGGAGGCUCGCCCCCAGCGCCGCCCGCCGAGCCGCUCCCGCCGGCCAGGGGGUUCCCUCCCGGACGGGCAGCCUCCCCUCGGCGGCAAUCCGACCGCCCCUCCCGCGGCGCCCCGCGUCCUUACCUCGGGGAGCGGCCCGGGGCUGCCCCCAGUCCUGCCGCCUCGGGACGCUGCGUGCGGCGAGCGAGUCCGGAGCCCGGCGGCCGCCCGGAGGAGCCGGAGGGAGAGCGGGCGCGAGAAGGGAGAGCCGCGGCGGCGUGUGCGCGCGUCCUCUGGUGGAGACUCGGAGAAUGCAGCGCCCGCCGGGCAGGAGCGCCGCGCCGCGCCGCGCCGCAGGCGGCCGUGGGGCCGGGACCCCGCAGCCCGGGGAGCCCCGGCACCCCCGCACGCCCCCGUCCGGGUCGCGCCCCUCCCCCGCCGGGAGGGGGCGGCCUCGCCAGCGCCCGGGGCGGCCCAGACCCAGGAAACCCCUGGGGUCCGGGGGGGGGGCGGCGCCCCUCCUUCCUUCCGCGCCAGAUCCGCGCGAAGGGAGCGCCCCCAGGAGGGGGACCGUCUCCCUCCCCGCCUGGCAGCUCCCCAGAGGUCCCGCUUCCAGACCAGACCCUUCCCCCUCACCCGACUUUCCUGCGUCUAG
Lutra lutra (Eurasian river otter) is the source of this 1602-nucleotide messenger RNA. RefSeq names its product translation initiation factor IF-2-like. NCBI's taxonomy places the organism in Eukaryota, Metazoa, Chordata, Mammalia, Carnivora, Mustelidae. The record is from RefSeq and is a predicted model, not a curated record. The coding region runs from base 1 to 1602 and encodes 533 amino acids. The transcript is spliced from 3 exons.